UUCGCUGACUUCCGGUCGUCGUCGUCGCCGCUGCUGCCGCUGCUCCUGCUUCUGAGGCGGCUGGCGGAGGCCGGAGGAUCGGGCGGCGGCGGCGGCGGCGGCUGAGAGGGCGGCGGCGGGAGCGGAGAGGCACGAGGGAGUGAGAGAAAGCGAGCGAGGAGCGAGCGGAGCGCGCUCAGCUCUGCCCGCCUUUCCGCCCGUCCGAGGAGCCGGAGAAGUCCGGGCCCCCAGCCGCCGCCGCCGCCGCCCGCCUGCCCGCCGCCGGACAAAGCCCGAGCCCGCGCCAGAGCCAUGUCCUCGUCUGCUGGCAGCGGCCACCAGCCCAGCCAGAGCCGCGCCAUCCCCACCCGCACCGUGCCCAUCAGCGACGCCGCGCAGCUACCUCAUGACUAUUGCACCACCCCGGGGGGGACGCUCUUCUCCACCACGCCGGGAGGAACCCGAAUCAUUUAUGAUCGGAAGUUUCUGUUGGAUCGUCGCAAUUCUCCCAUGGCUCAGACCCCACCCUGCCAUCUGCCCAAUAUCCCAGGAGUCACCAGCCCUGGCACCUUAAUUGAAGACUCUAAAGUAGAAGUAAAUAAUUUGAACAACUUGAACAAUCAUGACAGGAAGCAUGCAGUUGGGGAUGACGCUCAGUUUGAGAUGGACAUCUGACUGUCCCAGCAAGGAUCAGAAGAACAGCAGCAACUGAUUACUGUGUGUACCUGAUUUGGCCACUAGGAUCAACGAAGACAAGACAGAAGAGGCAGUCCCAGCGGUCCGCAUUGCAGUCUCCACCUCCUCCUUCCUCUGGUGCCAAAUGAUGCGAAGAUGAGCUUCAGCUGACCAUUUCCUGUUACCAGUUUAGAUUUAAGGUUGUUUGCAUUUUUCUGUCUACAGCCCACAGAGGAAAAACAGUUAAAAUCUAGCUUCCUUUUCAUUUUACUGUUGAGAAAACAUCUCCCCUCUUUCCAACACUCCCCUUCCCCCUGUUUUUUUUUUAAAUCCCAAAUCAGAUAUCAGCCUACCAACAAUUGCUUGGCUGCGUAAUCUGGGGAAGUGAUUACUGGGGAAGAGGUCUGGUGGGUUCAGCAUUAUUUAUGUUCUUAUUGUCAUCACUCUGUCUCCCACCCAUGGUUCAGUACUACAAGAGUCUGGGCUUGGUGUCUUCAGAGGGAAAUGACAAACAAGAGCUUCUCUCCUUUUACCUUGAAGUGUUUGUUCUUGGGGACAGAGUGCUGUUUGUACAACUCUGGUAACAUUACCCUGUGAUAGUUUUGAGGUGCAUUUCCUCUUCUCCCAUUCCUCCCUGCUUGCAUCUUGUUGCUUGUAGUCCUCCUGUACUCUGAACUAUCCAGGUGAUUUCACUUGCUCCCAGAGCAGGUCCAUACUAAAUCAUAGAGACACUGAUGAAGCCUGAUCAUAGUAUUCUGCCAGAUGAUAACCUCAGAAUGACCUCAGAAGAACGCUGAGCCAUUUGCAUACCCAGUCUCAGUUCUCAUUGUUUUCCAGUCCAGUGGGCACCAUGAUAUCUUUUGUCUCUGAUUGUCGUUUCUUAUAUUUUGAGCUUAAAGUUGACUUUUGGAAUGUUCUUAGAAAAGAACUAAACUUUUUUCCUUUGUGGACCUGCUUUGGCUGCUAAGAUAGAAAAACAUGGGCUUAAAAAUGUGUUUUCUGGGCUUCCCCAUCAUACUCUGAAUUUUCCCUUUUUUUCCCCUCCCUCUUCUCUCCUUUUUUCUCUGCCAGGCCAUUUUUCAAAGAUACAUCAAAGAUACCUCAAGUAAUGGUAUCUGAUACCUGUCACUCUGCUUAUCUGAGGAGUGACCUUUUAUUUUUAAGAUGAUUACAGACCUAUUUUUAGAUGUUUUCAGUACAGUUUUGAACAGCAACUUUUUAAUUACACAUCUUCCAGUAUUAGGAAGGUGAGAAAUGUUCAUAGGCAAGUAGGCUGUUCCAUGUCACCAUCCUUUGUCUCCCCUGGUCCCUUACGAGCUCUUGUCCCCCAUCCCACCCCAGUUUUGGGUGUGCAUGUUUGGAGUUUAUAGUGGGUGGUUUGUAAAACUGGACCAUUCUGCCUUGCCAUGGGUUGUUCAUGAAAGCCACAUACUUUUUUUCCCUUACUGUUUGCUUUUUCAUUCCCCUUUUCCCCUUCCUGCUCUCCUGACUACUGACUGGCACAAUAAUCCUGAAAAGUGACUCGCCUCAUAGAAAGACUAAUGCCUCUAUCCCCUCGUAGAAAGACAAAGUAGCUACUGGUGUCCUGGGAAUUUUGGUUGCAUUUGGUGCCCUGAACCCUCUUACUAAGAGAUCAGAUCCCAGGGUGAGAGUAAUAGGCCAAUUGGCUAAGAAAGAAAGCUGUUUUUUUUUGAACUGUGAAAAGACCUUGUUUGCUAAUGCAUUUUAGGCAGAAAAGAGGAAGGGUGUCUGAGGAACUCUCUUCUGUUUUCUGCUACAAAAUGUGAGUAGUUCAAAGAAUAAAACCUUUCAUAAUGUUUGAUGUCUCAGGAAUAAGCUGGAUCUCCAAAGUUUUGGGGAUGCUUUCACUCUCAAAAGUUGAUGAUCAGAAAAGUGUUUUUUUGUUGUUGUUGUUAAACAUGCCCUUGUUCUGAUUUUAAUUAAACUCCACUUUUGCUUUACAUACUCUUGGAAAAACUUGGAAGAUGCACUGUAAUUUGCAUGAGAAGCCUGCUCAGGACCUCUUUGUCCUCUGGGAGCUUGAUUCUUUGGGAAUGACGCUUUCCAUUCCUCAUACCUGAGGCUUGGCAUUCUGUGGACUCCGACUCCAGCUACAGCUGGUCAGUCUGUCACUGAGCAGAAGGGUGCCCCCUUCUUGAUUUUUAUUGCCACCCAUGAAAACUUGGCUUUCUUAAUGAAUGGUGGGGAGUUGAUUUAAAACACACCAGUGUGAUAUCAAGAAGCCUCCCCCUUUUUGCUAUCUUGGGGAAUCUCUUCAUGUGGCCCUCUAGGUAGAAACCACGUUUCUAAGCAUUUCUUGGGAGUGUCAGCUGUAUAAUACAGAAGCUGACCAAUCCCUUAGCCUUCUCUGCAGGGACUUCUGUACUGCUUGGCAUAGUUUUCUCCUAGAGGCCACUGCUGCUAGUGUUACCUUGGCCUCCAUAAAUGGGCAUUUUAAAGAUCAUUUCAUAAGGCAACAGAUAGACUUCCAACAGAUGACACUUUAUGCCAAGCUUCAUGGGACAAGCCAGAACCCAGUAGGUUUACUUCUGGAUGUUUGGAAGGCACCUCACAAAUGAAGCCCUAAAUGAAUAAUUUAUCCCAGCUUUUUCUUGGUGAGAGGACACCCUUAGGGUACCAUUUGAGUGAGAUAGUUCUUAAAAUCUUAGUAAUCAUUUGUAUUUUUCUUUUCAUGAGGAAACCAUGUUACUCUGGGGACAGUCCACCUUAAUGAAAAAUUCCAGCAGGAGACCUGCAUUGUCAUGGUUCUGCCUUCUUUACAGCAUCGUUCAUUGAGUUCACGACUUCCUCAUAUUCUGAUUAAAUAGCUAUAGCUUUCUCAAGAGCAGUGUAGAGAAGCUGGCAUCUAGGUAUUGGGCUGCCAAGCCAAAAGUUUUAUCCAUUUACCUGCAUUAGUUAUCACUGUAACAAAUUACUGCAAACUUAAAAGAGCAAAUAUUGUCAUUCAGCUUCUGUGUGUUAGGAACUGGGGAGCAGCUGAGCAUGGUGGUUUUGGCAUAGAAUCUCAGGAAGUUGCUGUCACCUGGAGCUGGAGAAUUCACUUCUGAGCUCUUUGUGACUGUUGGCAGCAUGCCUCAGUUUCUCCCUGUGUGGGUCUCUCUGUAGGGCAGCACGAGUGACCUCACACCAUGACUGCUGGCUGGGCUCUCCCUGUGCAAGUGAUCCCAGAGAGAGGGCAGGGAGGAAUCUGCAGUGCCUUUUAUGAUGGUCUCUGAAAGCACACACUACCACUCACUCCUUAUUCUCUUCCUUAGAACCAAGCCGCUAACCCCAGCCUACACUCUGGGUGCAGGGAAUUAAACCCCACCCACUGAAUGAAGCAGUAUCAAAGCAUUUGUGGAUAGGUCUUAAGACCACCUCACUCCUAACAGAAGAUUAAGCCAGGUUAACAGGUGGGCGAAGAUUAAACUGGAUGAUAUGCUGAGAGCUAUGUUGCUACUGAGAACAUUUCAUUAAAGCAUUCAUCACCAAACUAGGAUAGAAGAUAGACUUUCCCCAAAGCCACCUGUUGCUUUGAAAAGAGUGUGAGAAAUUGCAAUUUCCAGAUGAAUAUCCAUACAUUUGCCUGACUACCAGCAGCCCAAGAAUGCUUCUUUGCAAGUCCUCGGCUUGGUGUGUCUAAGACUCAGCACCACUUACUUGCAUCUCCCUUAGCCAGGAAUUGGCAAAGGGAGUUGGAUCCUUCUAGCUGAAUCACUAAAGCUGACUUUAUUGGAGUCGGGGUUGUCAAGCAAAGGGAACAAAUGUGAAUUAGAUGUUGGGUUAGUGGGCUAAAGAAAAGCUGAUAGUUCAGAUUUGGGUGAAAUAGAUGAUAGCAUUUGGAAGCCAGGUGCCCACCAGAGUUCUGCUUGGCACCUGGUCUCGCCAGUUACACCAGCUGAAACAGAUCUAGGUCAGGUCUUUCACCCAAGAAGCCACUUCUAAUGAAGUAGGAAACAUCUGGGAAUUAGAAACAUCUAUCAGUACCUGUUUGUUCCUUUAAAUCCAAUGUGCAGGUUAACUCUGCAUGCCUGCCUUGUCCUGGAAUUCCAGUUGGAAAUGUGAUCAUAAAGGGGACGAGCCCUGUCUUUACCCUCAAGAGAAACUUAUAUGAGGCUUAUGAGUUCAACACAUUCUUAAUGAAUGUCUGCUGUGUUUCUGGCACCCAUGUCCAGGGUUUUAGAGAUUUCAGACAUCUUAAAGAUGCAAAUUCUCAUUUGGAUAUAAGCUCUGCCUCUUCCUAGCAUUCUCUUAAUCUGUUGCCCUGCUUGCUUUAGAGUAUAUUUGAGUAAGAAGCAUUGCUGCUGGGGCAGCUUUAAGGAAAAGGUACUUCUUUCAGAAGCAAGGAACUCACCUUUAAAGCAUCUUCAGAUGAAUUUUGUGUUUUGCUUGUGAUUUGGAGGUAAAGUCAAAACAGAUGGACUUCUGUUUUUUGCUGUUUGGGUUACCAGCUCUUUUGGACUCACAGACCUUACCUUCCCAGUUUAAACAUUUCUGUUAGGAUGCAUCCUGUGUGGGUUUCACCCUCAGAGUCUAUCAUUCAGCCAGUACAUACUGCGUGCCUACUUAAAUCAAGGCAACUUGUGUAAGGGGCUCUUCAUGUGGGCAAUAUUCCAGAAACAGACUUUUUCCAUUCUCCCCAUCUUGGAUACUCAAUGGGGUGUCAAGCAUCUUGGCUGCUUGAAGCCAGGAUCUUUUGCAUUCCCUGGUAGAGGCGGCCAGCUGCCUCUGAGUCAGAAAUCCCCUAUUUGGCAUGUUUCCGAACUUCAUGUAUAUGGGCAGCUAUUUAUUAAUCUGCGAAACCCAAUCACUUACCUACCUGUGACAUCAGGGAGGGGGCAGUGUUUGUUUUAAAGAAGCAUUAUUGGAGGGCAUUUCUGCCUGGACUUUGAAGGGGGGAUGGUCCCCAUUCUCCUCUCCCCAAGUUCUUUACCUCUCAGCUUCUAAUAAAAGAUGAAAUCAGACCUUGAGGCAGUUGGGUCACAGUUCUUUUUGAAUACUUAUGCCCAGGGGCACUCCUGUUUUAGUGAUGAUUUUCGAGUUUAGUAUUGGAGUUUCCUUGAGGAUAGCUCACAGAAAUUUCUUACUGAAGACUCUAAGGGUGAUUGAUACAUACUUAUUUUUCAAACAGUCUAUCAUGUCACCUUUCUCACCCUCUGGGAUUUAAAUUUCUUCCUCUGGGCUAGUCCUAGAUGUUGAUACCUUUUGGCAAAGCUUAGAUUCAGAAGUCUUUCAAGUCACUGUUCCAAUUGUCUGAUUAUCUGUAGUUUCUCUUUAAUCUCUGCCUGAAGCCCUGGCAGAACAUACUGGAUGCCCCGGAUGCCGAGUGGCAAAUAUUACUGAGAUGAAACACAUUUCCUGGGGUAUUUAAACUCUUACUCUGCUACCUUUCUAACAGUUGGAGGCUAACAGAGAGAUGCCCAAAGCUUGAUAAUCAUUUAGCCAUGUUGAAAUUCCCCAAGGAAGCUCUUGUUGGUGCUUAAGACCAAAAUUCCUGGACACUUCAAACUUGAUAAUUCCAUGUGUCUAGCACAGAAUAGCCAUUCUUGCUCCAAGGUACCCCCUUCCUCUCCAUCUUAACCUUUAAAAAACCAAGUCCAAGCCAAGGGUAAUUUUUACUUGAACCAGGGGACUGGGGGAGGAACGAUGCAGAGAUAGGGGGCGAGUUGUGCAGGUGAUACAUCUUGCUCCUGGUGUCUGUAAGCCAUGUCACUGAGUCCUGUGAGCCAGUGCCUUUCCUUCACCUGAAGACGGAGCCCAUCACUUUCCAUCUCACAGCCUCUGCUACCCCAGGGGUGAACCUUUAAAGAGGGGUCUUGGAGAGCCCAGAGAAUACAUAUUCAGGUGUCCAUUUUAAGCAUCUUUUAAAUAUUUAUAUAUUCAAAAAAUGCCCUUCCCUGUCUUAGUAGCCCAGUUCCACCCACUCUGAAUGGAAAAGCGGAGACUGCCAGUAAUUGGUCUUCCCUUCGUUUCCCUCCAUGUGGUCAUCUCCUUGCCCCUCCCAUGCAUUCCACUGCAGAGGGUGGAUAGCAAAGGGCACCAUGCAGUCCUCAGGCAGUCUUGUGUGAUUCCGUGAUUCAUCUAUUUUUUUUUAACUGUCCUUCCAAACCAAGCAGGUUUGGAAAUUAGGGAAAAAAUUAAAUUUUCACCAAUGGUUGCUGUUACAGUUAAAUCAAUAAAGAUCUUGAGUAUCA
Manis pentadactyla (Chinese pangolin) is the source of this 6848-nucleotide messenger RNA. It is a transcript of the gene EIF4EBP2, whose product is annotated as eukaryotic translation initiation factor 4E binding protein 2. Gene Ontology annotation, biological process: negative regulation of translational initiation. Lineage: Eukaryota; Metazoa; Chordata; Mammalia; Pholidota; Manidae. The coding region runs from base 292 to 654 and encodes 120 amino acids. The record is from RefSeq and is a predicted model, not a curated record. Gene Ontology annotation, molecular function: eukaryotic initiation factor 4E binding. Gene Ontology annotation, cellular component: cytoplasm. The transcript has 3 exons.